Anopheles coluzzii is the source of this 3649-nucleotide messenger RNA. RefSeq names its product FMRFamide receptor-like. Bases 1223 to 2704 code for a protein of 493 amino acids. The transcript has 4 exons. Gene Ontology annotation, molecular function: G protein-coupled receptor activity. Lineage: Eukaryota; Metazoa; Arthropoda; Insecta; Diptera; Culicidae. The record is from RefSeq and is a predicted model, not a curated record. Gene Ontology annotation, biological process: G protein-coupled receptor signaling pathway. Gene Ontology annotation, cellular component: membrane.
UUACCAACGCGCUACGGUGCGGACGGAUCGGAUAUUACCGUGUGCUGCCCCGUUCGGUGGUGGUGCGUGUCACAAAUUAGGAAGAAAAAAAUAAAUAACGACAAACAUACUGGCGGCUACGGACACGAUCACUUGCCAGCUGCUGACGUACCGACUGGGUCAGAGAAUUGCUUAGUUGUUGAGGGAGGUGAAAGAAAGGCGUUGCCGUUGGCGGAGGCGAAGAAAACCUGACCAUGACAGUGGCCCGCUUGUUCGUCGUGUGUGUUAGAUAGAAAGUCUAGCAGUUGUUUUGGCUUCCGUUGUGUACCACGGUUUUGACACUGUGUGUGCGCGUGUGUGUGUGUUUGUGUCAAAAUGUCCGCAGCAAAUGCCUGCCCUGAAUUACUAAUCAACCAUAAAUCAGCCACGAUGUAACAAGUGAUUUGCCAGCUAGAGGGGGAGCACUGCUGCAAAAAAUUGAAUCUGUGUUCUGUGCGCGUACUUAAUAAAAACGAGUGAUAAUAAUCAUAAAUUUAAGCCCAUUGAGCAAAGUGUGUUUGUUAGAGUGUCUGCCUGUAUAGUAGAAGCGGAAGAGCGAUAAAAAAACCGAAAAAUGCGUUACGCGUGAAGCAGGCAAAAGUGUCUUCUUGCUAACUUGCCGUGCUUUUCAUCAUUUUGGAAGCAGCUUGGAUCGCCACCUCCCCAACAAGCGCCCAAUCAGCUCUAAAGAAAUGAAAAUACAAACCACCCGAACCGAAACGACGGCAACGAACAGGUAUUGAAACCCUGGUUCGCAUUCGAUUCGUCUUCGCCUUGUAGGCUUGCAGACACCCAGCCGCACCCGGUGCAAUUCGUAGCGCACCACCGCCGUCAUGAGGGGGACAGCGAACAGAUUGCCACUGGAAGGGCUCUGCUGGUGGUUGGACCUGUACUUCACCACGGUUGCACGGACACAGUGAAAUUGUGUGUGUGUUUGUGUGUUUUUUUACCAUACUCAAACAGCCAGUGAAAAGAGCAUCAGAAAAGGAGAAGGAGAAAAGCAAGGUGUACCAUCGAACGCCCGCGGUAUGGAACGAACUGUCUCGUGCCGCCCAGUGACAGAGUUCUCCCGAAACGCACAGUGUAGAAACUAUUAGAAACCGUGCACUUGGUGCAGUGGACAGUAACGAAACGAAAAAAACCGCGCCAGAGCACAUACAACGCAAGCGUCAAUGCGCGCGGCAUCGCACACGGAGCGCUCACAAUGAACGCGUCGAGCCUGGACUAUGAGGUGCGGCACCUACUGCUUGGCAAUGGGAGCAGCAGCAGCGGCGGCGGCGUCGGCCUCGGCAGCGGCAUUGGCGGCACCGGCCCCAGCAGCCCGGGCGAGGAGUCCGCGCUGGUCGGCAACCUGACCGCGCGGAUGGUCGGCGCCACGAACGAGAGCGUGCUGACGGUCGUGUCCUGCUACGACGACUACCUGCCCAACGAGCUGCUGGUGGAGUUCGAGUUCUGGAUCAGCGGUGUGGUGAUGAACAUCGUCGCGCUGAUCGGCAUCCUCGGCAACAUCUUCUCGAUGGUCAUCCUGUCCCGGCCGCAGAUGCGCUCCAGCAUCAACUACCUGCUGAUCGGGCUGGCCCGCUGUGAUACGGUGCUGAUCCUUACCUCCGUGCUGAUCUUUGGCCUGUGCGCGAUCUACCCGCACACCGGCUACCUGUACUACUAUCACUAUCAGAUCUUUCCGAAGAUUUCGCUCGUCGUCUACCCGCUGGCGAUGAUCGCCCAGACGGCGAGCGUCUACCUGACGCUCACGGUCACGCUCGAGCGGUACGUGGCCGUCUGCCAUCCGCUGCGGGCGCGCGCCCUCUGCACGUACGGCCGGGCCCGGCUGUACGUGGUCGGCAUACUGGUCUUCUCGAUCCUGUACAAUCUGCCCCGGUUCUGGGAGGUGACGCUGAUCUCCUCCACCCACCCGGACACCGGGCUGACGAUCUACUGCGUCAAAGCGUCCGACAUGCGCACGAACGAGACGUACAUCAAGGUGUACAUCCACUGGCUGUACAUGAUCUUCGUCUACUUCCUGCCGUUCAGCUUGAUCUCGUUCUUCAACCUGAUGAUCUACCGGCAGGUGCGCCGGGCGAACAAGGAGCGCCAGCGGCUGUCCCGGUCGGAGAAGCGCGAGAUCGGUCUCGCGACCAUGCUGAUCUGCGUGGUGAUCGUCUUUCUGCUCUGCAACCUGCCCGCGAUGAUGAUCAACAUCGUCGAGGCGUUCUACAGCGUGAUCAUCGAGUACAUGGUGAAGGUGUCGAACCUGCUCGUCACGAUCAACUCGAGCGUCAACUUCUUCAUCUACGUCAUCUUCGGCGAGAAGUUCAAGCGCAUCUUUCUGCUGCUUUUUUGCAAACCCCGCGGCCGCCAGUCACCGGACGACGGUCUUAUACACGACGACAGCUCCUUCUCGAACGGAGACGCCAGCAACCGGAACUCGGGCCGGUUUCAGCGCGUCGGCACCACGCGCAGCACCUCGACCAAGCUGAGCAACUGUAGCAUGCGCACGAUCCGCACGACGGUCCGCAGCACCCGGGCCCCGUCGCCCGGCCCGAUCGUCUACUACCCGGCGCGGGAAACGCUGCCCCGCCUGGCCCAGCCGCCGACGAUCACGCGCAGCAGCUCGAUGUUUCCGGACUGGAGCGCGCGGGAGAACGGCACGCACGGGGGCAUCAUGAUGGCCUCGUCCGGGUUCUAGAGUUUGCCGGGCAUGCCGGGCGCCACCACACCAGCACUGAGGUUUCGAGCUUUAAUCUGUAGCCGUACGCCUAGCGAGAAGCGAGCCCCCCCGCGCGUGGGCCAGCUGCCCCGUUUGAAAGGGAAGAAGCUUUUUUAUGUAUUUGUUUUGUGUUUUUUGUGUGCUAUUCGUCCCAAAACAGUUGGAAGCAGUGGUGUUAGAGCGAAAGGAUAGACGUACAGGUUUUUGAGUCAUCAAUUGCGAACAAUCCCAGCACGUGAUGAAAUAUCCGCCUCAAAGUGGCGAAAGUCGCACUGACAAUUUUAACGCAACCGGUACACGUUUGCGAGGAAAGGCAAAAGAGCGAACAAAACGAAUGAUAAUUAGUACACCUCAGUUUUCCUUUCGUUUGCUAUCCACCCGGGAGCACUCGUGCUUUGGAGCACUCCAUAAUGCGCGUGCACAGCAUUUUCACAGUGCUCGUCUCAUUUUUCAACCCUUGAUAGCGCGUUCCACUUCAGCGCCUUUUGGCGCGCAGCUUAAUUGUGAUUAAUGAGGCGCACGUCCUGCAAUCCGUGGCACAUCCUCCUGACGAACGGUACUAAUCGAACUUGGAGGGGUUGGGUUUGGAAUGAGGUUUUUCUCUUUAUAAUGGAAGCUAUUCAACGGUGGUGCAGUCCAACGUGAGCUGAUGCUGGCGAACGGUGAUUAUUUGAUAGAUAAACUUUGGCACAGUUUUGCGGAAGCGGAGACGAAGUGCGUCUGGUGUGGAAUUUUGCAGAAUGCUUGAAAAGAUUGGAUGAUCCUUCCACUAUGCGUGAAAAAAUGGGUGAAUCGUUCAUUCGGGUAGCUUUAUUACUCGUGGUUCAAUUUUCUUUCGCUUUUUGCAGCGUUUUCAAAUUGGAAUUUAUCUAGCCAAAAUCAUUCGAAGUCAAGAGUCCAGUCCAACUGUAUUCCAGUAGCCAA